This is a messenger RNA of Eublepharis macularius, 1882 nucleotides long. It is a transcript of the gene FARS2, whose product is annotated as phenylalanyl-tRNA synthetase 2, mitochondrial. The transcript has 9 exons. The record is from RefSeq and is a predicted model, not a curated record. Bases 301 to 1683 code for a protein of 460 amino acids. Gene Ontology annotation, biological process: phenylalanyl-tRNA aminoacylation. NCBI's taxonomy places the organism in Eukaryota, Metazoa, Chordata, Lepidosauria, Squamata, Eublepharidae. Gene Ontology annotation, cellular component: cytoplasm; mitochondrion. Gene Ontology annotation, molecular function: tRNA binding; ATP binding; phenylalanine-tRNA ligase activity.
CCGGCCCUCGCGGCAAGGCCCCCUGCCUUUCGCGGUCGUCCCCGGAGCCUGAUGCCGGAAGCAGAGGGGAAGGCCGGGGAGCCCUGAAGCGGCCCGGUAUUUGUAGCAGGCAACACUUCUGAAGAGUUUAUUACAGGCUGGUAAACCAGCUGGGCCUCAUUUCUUAUUUCAGAGCCAUCUGCUGGCUUGAUUUGCUGCCUGCCUGUGUGGCUUCCGACCCUGCUGGAAUAUCAAGACCCAGAGGCACUGGCAGAAGAUAAGCUAAGUUAAGGUGUCUUCAAGGGACUUCUCGAUACUUCGAUGCUUCUGAUGAAAACUGUGGUGGCCAUGCCUGGAAAAGUAAUACAAAUUGUCCAUUAUGGCAAAAUUGUUUCACCAUGGGGACUUCAGGUGAAAAGAACUGCUAGCAACUUUAGUCGUGCUUGGCAGAGAAGUAUAGCUUCAGGUGUUGUUGCUAGUACUGCACCAGCAAACACUGUGGAACUUCUCGGAAAACCUUAUCUCCCAGAUGACUACAGCAACGUUACCAAAAAGAUUCUUUCGAAGGUGGGAAAAAACUUGCACAAUCAACAUCAUCACCCUUUGUGGUUGAUCAAAGAGCGUAUGAAAGAUCACUUCUACAAGCAGUACCAAGGACGCUUCAGGACCCCGCUGUUUUCAGUGUAUGAUGAUUUGCCUCCAGUGGUCACAGUAGAACAGAAUUUUGACAGAUUGCUCAUUCCAGAAGAUCAUCCUAGCAGGAAGAAAGGAGAUAAUUUCUACCUCAAUCAUACUCAUAUGCUAAGAGCCCACACUUCAGCUCACCAGUGGGACUUGAUACACUCAGGACUUGAUGCCUUUCUGGUUGUGGGGGAUGUUUACCGUCGUGAUCAGAUUGAUAACACCCACUAUCCAGUAUUUCACCAGAUGGAGGGAGUACGACUCUUCUCCAACCAUGAGCUAUUCAGCAGUAUCAGUGGUGGAGAAACUUUUUCCUUGUUUGAAAAAGGUCUUCGGACACCACUCAAGCAAGAGAUGCACACUAUGGAAGCAGUGAAGCUUGUGGAGCACAGUUUGAAACGAGCACUGACAAAACUUAUGAUUCAUCUCUUUGGUGAUGGGCUCGAGAUUAGAUGGGUGGACUGCUAUUUCCCAUUUACUCACCCUUCCUUCGAAAUGGAAAUCAGCUUCCGGGGAGAAUGGAUGGAGGUCUUAGGUUGCGGGGUCAUGGAGCAGCAGCUAGUUAAUUCAGCUGGUGCUGAGAACAAAAUUGGUUGGGCAUUUGGCCUGGGGCUAGAGAGGCUGGCCAUGAUUCUGUAUGGCAUCCCUGAUAUCCGCCUUUUUUGGAGCAAAGAUGAACGUUUCCUGAAACAGUUCCGUGUCCCUUGUAUCGAUCAGAAAAUAACAUUUCAGCCUUUCAGCAAAUACCCUCCUGUGAUCAACGAUAUCUCUUUUUGGCUGCCCUCUGAAAAAUAUUCUGCAAAUAACUUCUAUGAUUUAGUCCGAACUAUUGGAGGAGACAUGGUAGAAAAAGUUGACCUCAUAGAUGAGUUCACACAUCCAAAGACAAAAAGGAUCAGCCAUUGUUACCAGAUAACUUACCGACACUUGGAGAGGACCCUGGAUCAGAAGGAAGUAAAUAGUAUCCAUCGAGCCAUUGAAGAAUCAGUUGUACGAGAAUUAGGAGUAGAAGGACGAUUUUGACCUUGUAGCUUUGAAUUUGUGGAUUUUCAUUUUUAUUCUGUUAAAAACAAUAUCACACUAAAGCCUCUUGACAAUGGUGUAACUUUCUGGUAAUAAAGAUUAGUAAUGUAGUAUUUCCUAUUGACAUUAAUAAAUAUCUUGUCAAGUAAUCUUUGUACAUUAUUAAUCAGUCCCUGUAGAAGUACUAAAGAGUAAACAA